Messenger RNA from Sphaeroforma arctica JP610, 1040 nucleotides. RefSeq lists its product as hypothetical. NCBI's taxonomy places the organism in Eukaryota, Ichthyosporea, Ichthyophonida. The record is from RefSeq and is a predicted model, not a curated record. The coding region runs from base 54 to 1040 and encodes 328 amino acids. The transcript is spliced from 5 exons.
AGGUGUCUGUGACGACGUUCGGGCAGCUGCUAUGGACAGACAUCGACUGCGUCAUGCUGGAACACUUCCAGGGCUCGUUCAAUGAGAAGGUCAUCUCCUUAUACUUCAAACUCAAAGAAUUCAAUUCCUGGUGCACCGAAAACUCGGGCGACUUCAAAGGCUUCGAUCUCACCAACACGUGGGCGCCCUACAUCACCUCAUGGCUGGCCGAAGUUCGGGCCAACUCCACCGCCAACGUGGAGCUAUUAUUAGAACAAGAGACCUGGCAACCCACAUCCAGCCUCGAGCUGCACUCGGUCUCCUCCACGCGGUUGCUCUCUCGGUACUUUGAGCUGUACUCGUUUCUGGACAAACUCGAGUGGGAGGAUCGCGAGCAGUACGCGCACUUUGUGCGGGUGUUUGCUGAGAGUGUGGCUGUGACGCUGCGUGAGUACUGUGUGCAAAGCAGUCGGUUGCUACGCUCGUUGCAUGAGAAGCGCUCGGGAUUGUUAGACUCUCUCCAACGGACGAGAGGGCACAGUGCGUCUAUGGUGGCGGGAGAGACGCCACGGUCACCCAUUCCCAAUACACAGUCGUUGCUGAUGGAUAGUCCUGGGAUGGAAAGUGAUGAUCAAGGCGACUUCUAUCGGGUAUCGCAGAAAGCCUGCGUACUACUCAAUAACAUCGAAAUGGUUAGGCAGAAGAUGCAGCAGCUGUGUUCGGCCAUGCACAUCGAUCAGGCGUUCACCCAGGCAGCUGAGCAGGCCAUGGCCAACUCUGUGUUAUCGGCACAGAGGAUAGCCAGCAUGCCUUAUAUGGACAAUGAAGACUCCAACAUCUCAGGGGCCGUUGCUGAGGGUGUCAGUCUGGAGAUGCAGAAUACUGCGUCCAUUGUGUUUAAUUCUUUGGCCAGCAUGUCCAACGCACUAGCCAUCAAGUUGUGCGCACCGUUGUAUGAGAUUUUAGUGUCGAUUGCCGCGAUGCCCUCGGGGUUCAACAAGUUCAUACACGGCAUCAGUUUCUUUGACAAGAAGUCCAACGGCCCCAGGUGUGUUCUGUGA